Molecule: messenger RNA, 1249 nt
Organism: Pistacia vera
Lineage: Eukaryota; Viridiplantae; Streptophyta; Magnoliopsida; Sapindales; Anacardiaceae
Product: cationic peroxidase 1-like
Exons: 4
Coding region: 41-997 (318 amino acids)
Biological process (GO): response to oxidative stress; hydrogen peroxide catabolic process
Molecular function (GO): heme binding; peroxidase activity
Source: RefSeq, a predicted model, not a curated record
UAUUCAAGCUUCAUUUGGCGUCUCAGUUAACAUUUAGAUCAUGGCGUUUUCUUCAAAUUCUUAUGGAGUUUUCUUCUUCAUCCUUUUGUUUUCAUUUGAAUUAUCCUUUGCACAAUUAUCCUCCAAUUACUAUGCUACAAUUUGUCCAAAAGCUCUUUCCACCAUUAGAACUUCUGUAACUAAUGCCGUAAUGAAGGAGCAUCGCAUGGGGGCUUCAUUGCUUCGUCUCCAUUUCCACGAUUGCUUUGCAACUGGUUGCGAUGCAUCCGUUCUAUUAGAUGACACUUCAAGUUUUACUGGAGAGAAGACGGCAGCCGCAAAUGCAGAUUCACUAAGAGGGUUCGAAGUGGUCGAUACAAUUAAAUCUCAAGUUGAGAGUAUUUGCCCUGGAGUUGUUUCCUGUGCAGAUAUUGUUGCUGUUGCUGCUCGAGAUUCUGUUGUUGCUCUAGGUGGGCCUUCUUGGACGGUUCAGUUAGGUAGAAGAGAAUCGACCACGGCAAGUUUAGGGGCUGCAAAUACCGACCUUCCAUCACCACUACUGGAUCUUAGUGACCUUAUUUCUUCCUUUGCCAAAAAAGGGUUCAGUGCUAAAGAAAUGGUAGUUCUCUCAGGAGCUCACACGACAGGCCAAGCAAGGUGCUCAAUGUUUCGAGAACGACUCUACAAUGAGACAACCAUUGAUUCAACUCUUGCUACAUCACUAAAAUCGAACUGUCCAACCACAGGCAGCAAUGACAAUCUUUCUCCGCUAGAUGCUCAUAGCCCUGUCAUCUUUGACAAUUUAUAUUUCAAUAACUUGAUUAACAACAAAGGCCUUCUGCAUUCAGAUCAACAGCUCUUCAGUGGUGGCUCCACCGAUUCUCAAGUCACAACUUAUAGCACCAACUUGAAUACUUUCCAUGCGGAUUUCGCCAAUGCCAUGGUGAAAAUGGGAGGCCUCAGCCCUCUUACAGGAAGCGAGGGCGAGAUUCGUACCAACUGCCGUAAAAUUAAUUGAACCUAUUGGGUCGAUCUUCUAGCGUUGAACAAAUUGUUCAUAUUUGUGUUUUGUUUUCUUGUAUUAUGAAUAAAGAAGAAUCAUUCAUAACGAUCGAAGUCACUUUGGACAUUUAGAUUGCCUGAAUUGGUUUGUUCAAUUGUAAUAUUCUGUUUUCAGUGAGAGCUAAGUGGGAAAAACGCUUUCAUUGUAUCAUAAAUUUAUUAUAUGUCUCAAAUUAAAUUGAACAUAAGAUUUGUAAACGAUUAUUGC